CCUCAGAGAACAUUCAGGCUUCCUACAUGAGAACGACGCAGUUUGUAUCCGAACGUUAGUCCGUGCAACACAUCGGUGUCGUUUUUUUCCCCGGCUGCAUGGGACUGGACUGAUGCAGAGCUAGAAAAGGAGACACCAUCAUGACAAGGAUAAACCAUAAUUGUGCUUGCUGUGGGAAGUUCUCAGAGACCAAGUGCAGUGGUUGCCACAUCGUGUUUUAUUGCUCCAGGACGCAUCAGAAGGAGCACUGGAAAAAGCACAAGCCAUUUUGUUUCCCGAGAUUCAAGGUAAAGUGCCGUGAUUACGAUUGCCUCGAAUACUUUGAUUACUACUAGAUCAGCACAUGUUCCUUCGAGUCUUUGACAUUCACUUUGAACUUUAUUCUAGAAGACGAUUGAAGGUUCAUCAUACGGUGAGUAAUUGCCAGUGACGCAGAUAGGACUUUCAGCCUUGUGUUCAGCAUUAAAAUUCAUUCUUGCGUGGAAUUUUCCGUCAAAAUUUAGCACAUACUGUAAUUCAUCCAGAAGCAUGUACAUUUUUAGGUUGGAAAAUUGGCGAUUUUUCUGGGAAGAAUUCGAUUUGGCAAGUAAACCGCGAAAAUUAUUCUGCCACCCACGUUUAUCAAUGUUUCACGCAAAAGCUCUUUUUAUUUUCAUGAUCCAAAUUAGUCAGAAAAUUAAUUCGAUGCGUCUCAUAAAUUGCAUCUGCUGCGCGUGGAAACUAAUAAAUCCGUUUGGCAACUUUCUUGCUGCGUGGAAAAAGGUGCAGCGGUCUGAAACCCUAGGAAGACACUUGAUUGCCAACAAGAAGAAAUUGCACGCCGACGAGCUGAUUUUCCAAGAAAGUCCGAUCGUUUUCGGACCGCAGUCGAAAGGAGGGCCGGUUUGCAUCGGGUGCACGCGGGAACUCAAAAGAGACCCGAAAACGUGCGAAAAAUGCGGGUGGCCCGUCUGUGGUACUUCGUGCUCCAUGCUCCAAGUGCACCAAGCUGAAUGCGACAUUUGCACACCCGCCGCGGAAAAGAUCAAGGCUUACGCGAAUUCGAGAGUUUCUGAUUGGAUGUAUGACGCCAUUCUGCCCAUGAGGAUGCUUCUCCUCAAGAAUUCGGCACCAGAAAAAUGGAAGAUGAUAGAAGAAAUGACGGAUCACAUCGAUACAGUUGAAUCCCGCGGAGAUGACCUGGCUCGUCACGUGGAAAAAUUGACGAACUUCUUGAAGAAUACUAUUUUCAAGGAUUCCGAUGUGACCGAGGCAGACGCCAAGCACGUGAUCGGGGCAGUUGACGUCAACGGACUGGAAGUGAGGAAAGAGGACUUGGAUUACCUGGCCAUAUACCCGUACGCCAUCCUGAUGGAACACAGCUGCAUUCCCAACACGAAGCACACCUUCGAGAACCAUACCCUCGCCAUCAGCGUUCGGGCUGCAGUGCCCAUUGAACCCGGCGAUCAUUUGACCACCAUGUACACGCACGCGCUUUGGGGCACGGCUGUCCGCCGUCGUCACCUUUGGACGACGAAGAACUUCUGGUGCUCGUGUCCCAGAUGCGCAGAUUCCACGGAAUUCGGAACCUGCAUGAGCGCAUUGAAUUGUCGCGGAUGCGGAAGCCCAGUGUUACCCAGCAACCCUCUGGAAGAGACGUCGUUGUGGAUGUGCUCGACGCCCGGCUGCAAGACCCCGGCACUGUCCGCAUCCCGGGUCGAGGAAAUAACCUGCCAAUUCGGCCAGGUCGUGAACGAGGCCCUCAAAGCGGACGUUUCCGUGACCUCGCUGGAGGCGUGCAAAGCCAAGUACAGCUCCCAGUUCCACGAGAACCAUUUUCACAUGCUGACGCUGAACCACACGUUGUUGCAAGCGUACGGAAGGGACCGGAACGUGGCCGAUAUUUGCACAACGAUGGAACACGCCGAGAAGAAAUUGGCGCUUUGCAACAAGUUGAUUCCUUUGUUGAACGUCAUAGAUCCGGGUGCCUCGCGAUUGGCCAUGUACACCGCUGUGGUCUACUUCGAAUUGCACGCGGCACUCGUGGACAAGUACAGAUACUGGCAGGACGUGAACAAGAAGCAAACGCUCGGCGAAAUCCUCGAGGCCCUGACUCGCUGCCAAACUAUUCUGCGCGACGAGCUGGAUGACCCGAGUGGGGCAAGGUUAAUGGACGUCGUUAGUGCAGCAUUCGCGAACCUUGAACAAAGGCUCAAAGGGCAGAUGUGAAAACUACGCUCAGGAGAAAAAAAUCAAUAAUUUACGACGCAUGCUGAUGAUCAUCCAGAUUUUUCGCUUUCUUGAAGCGUUGGUUUUCGAUCAAAAUUAUGGUAGAAAACACGUUCGCUGAAGACUUCAUUUCAAACCCUGAUGCGUUAUAGAACCUGAAUUCGUUGUUCGGUGAUCACCAGUUGGAUUCGAACAAAACCCUGUUGGGUCAAUCGAUUCAGUUCCCCCCCCCCCGGGUUUUUUUCCCCCGCG
Notodromas monacha is the source of this 2460-nucleotide messenger RNA. The record is from the annotation of a GenBank genome assembly. Lineage: Eukaryota; Metazoa; Arthropoda; Ostracoda; Podocopida; Cyprididae.